This is a messenger RNA of Gastrolobium bilobum, 1677 nucleotides long. Its product is annotated as PAP-specific phosphatase HAL2-like. The transcript has 3 exons. Lineage: Eukaryota; Viridiplantae; Streptophyta; Magnoliopsida; Fabales; Fabaceae. Bases 105 to 1493 code for a protein of 462 amino acids. Gene Ontology annotation, biological process: sulfate assimilation; phosphatidylinositol phosphate biosynthetic process. The record is from RefSeq and is a predicted model, not a curated record. Gene Ontology annotation, molecular function: 3'(2'),5'-bisphosphate nucleotidase activity.
CUCUCCCUUUCGAUGUCAAAUAUUCACUAUUGAAUAUUGAUAAACACUGACCACAUAUCUUUAUAAUUGACUCAGUGUGUGUGUGAGAGAGUUGUAUAAUUGACAUGUCUUUAUAUUGUUCAAGUUUGGGUACAAAAAUCCCACGUAUCUUAGGACAUGGGAGGAGAUACGAUGAUGCCUUCUUCACACCCACCCAUGUUGUAGAACCACCUGCACGAGGUUCUUGCUUCACCUCACUCCACUAUAAAGCACCCACAAGGCACAUUGGUUUUGUAUCAAAAUUCGACCAAACUUGUUCUUCUCCUGUGAUGGAGUACGACCAGAAAAAGUUGGGUCUUUUUUCUCAACCAGAGGACUAUUCCAAGGAAUUGGAUGUUGCUGUCAGAGCGGUUCAGAUGGCAUGCUCUCUCUGCCAGAGAGUUCAGGACACUUUGAUUUCCAACACUAGGACCAAUCAUCAGGUCCACUCCAAGGAUGAUAAUUCUCCGGUUACAGUUGCAGAUUGGAGUGUUCAAGCAAUUGUCAGCUGGAUAUUGUCCGAGUGUUUAGGGAGUGAAAAUAUUUCAAUUGUAGCUGAAGAAGAUGUUCAAACUCUCUCCAAGGAUAAUGCAUCUGGACUGUUAGAAGCUGUGGUUGAAACUGUGAAUGAAUGUCUAGCCGAAGCACCUCGAUUUGGAGUUCAGAAGCCACAAUCUGCCCUUGGGACAUCCGAAGUUCUUGAAAUGAUUAGUCGCUGUAACUCAAAUGGGGGUCCCACUGGAAGAUUUUGGGUACUGGAUCCUGUUGAUGGCACAUUGGGGUUUGUACGUGGAGAUCAAUAUGCUGUAGCUCUAGCACUCAUAGAGGAUGGAGAAGUGGUGCUUGGUGUUCUUGGGUGUCCUAACUACCCAAUGAGGAAGGAAUGGUUGAGUUAUCAUCACCGCUAUCAUAGGAUUAUAUCCAAGUUGACUCCUUCAACUUCUGAAACUUGGAAUAAAGGUUGUGUGCUAUAUGCUAGAAGGGGCAGUGGUAAGGCUUGGAUGCAACCACUGCUCCAUGUCAAUAAGCAGUUUGUGUGGCCAAACCAUGCAAAACAAGUUUCUGUCUCUUCCAUUGACAAUCCAGCAUUGGCCACUUUUUGUGAACCAGUUGAGAAGGCCAAUUCAAGCCAUUCUUUUACUGCAGGACUGGCUCACAGUGUUGGUCUCAGGAAACAACCACUAAGAGUAUACAGCAUGGUGAAAUAUGCAACCAUAGCUCGUGGGGAUGCUGAGGUUUUCAUGAAGUUUGCGAGGGCUGGUUACAAGGAGAAAAUCUGGGAUCAUGCUGCAGGCGUUAUCAUCAUACAGGAAGCUGGUGGGGUGGUAACAGAUGCUGGAGGACGUCCCCUAGACUUCUCAAAAGGCUUAUAUUUAGAAGGCCUUGAUCGUGGUAUAGUUGCUUGUGCUGGAGCCACACUACAUGGAAAAAUCAUCGAUGCCGUUGAUGCCAGCUGGGGCUCUUCUAGCCUUUGAGGCUGUUUCUAUUGACGUAAAUGUAUACACAUCAAAUAAUGUGAAUAAUAUUUCAUCUUUUAUUUUUCUGUUUUACAUAAUAUCUUAGAAAUCCCCCUGCUUCACCUUCAGUUACCAGCUUGUUAGCCUGCAAUUAUCAUUGUUUGGCAUUAGAAUAAUACUACCAACUUGUCAUAACUUCUUA